CCACCCUGCGCACACAGAUUGGGGCCUCAGCCAGGGCCUGGAGUGCAGCCCUUAGCACAGAAGCGCCUGAGUACUCCCAGAACUGGAUGACAGGUGACCAGGGGUCAGCGAGCUGGUCUCAGCCGAGGCUGGCCUGGCGGUGCGGGCACUGACUAGGAGGCCCACCCCCAAGCUUGGGGCCCGAGGUCAGCCCGCCUCAGCGAGCCUCAGCAAGGACGCCCCUGUGCCAGAGCACCGCUCUCUUGGCAGGUAACAGCCCAGUAGUAGCACAGUGUUUCUCCACGUGCACGGGGGUUACACAGUGCUCUAUGGGGCGGAGCUCCAUGAGGGAGUCCUCAUUGGCUAAGCGGUCUCUGGGGUCUCCGGGACCAGGUGGCAGGAACCGGGCGCUCUCCCUGGACCUCCAAAAGGGGCCGUUUGCGCAGGCGCCUUGGAGACCCUGCGUUGGACUGCGUGGGAAGGGGUGGAACUUCCUGAGAAGGCCUCAGUCCAUCCUCCGCGGGCUGAGAGGGUCGGCCAUCAGGUUUAAGUCGAGCUCUGAGGGCAACCGGGAGGUUGCAGCAGCCAUGGAGGCUGCAGACGAAGAUGCAGGUGGUACGGCUGGUGCAGGGAGUAGCCUCGGCGGCCCUGAAGACCAGUGUGGCACCGGAGGCCCUAACAGCCGUGGUCUCCCCAGCGUUCUGGAAGGUCACGGUGGUCUUGGCGACCCUAGUGGCUCUGGUGAUGUGGACACCCAGAGCGGCCCUUGCAGCCCUGCUGACCGGGGUGGCUGUGGCACUCCUAAUGGCCAGGGUGCUCCCCACAGCCCCCCUUGCCAGGGUGACCCUGGAGACGAGGAAACGAUGGGAUCAGCAGCCAUUGGUGCUCGCAAUGUCCAAAGGGCUGCACGAGCCUCAGGGCCAGCAUCAGUGUCUGUAGGACCAGGAAACCGGAAGAUGACCUUCAAGCUCACUGUGCCUUUCCGGUGCCCCCUGGAGGCAGAGAUAGCCCGCAGGUCCAUGGACCAAGAGGAGCAAGGCCAGCUGCGGGCGGUUGGGAAGGAGUUCAAAGUGAAGGGCAGCGUCCUGGCUGUCCGAUGGACUGCAGAAGACCCUGGUCUCCUCCGAGUGUCCGUCAACGCCUUCCUGGGAAAGCUUUCCGUGGUGAUGGGGAACAUCCAGCGCAUUUGGCCUCUUUUUCCACCAGGUCUCAGCCAGGAAAGGGGGUCUGGGGCCUAACCCUGUGACCCCUCCUAGGCAAUGCACAGGGAAUGCACUCCUGGAGGAGCGCCACGCCACUCUCUUACUGGGGCCUCAUUGUUUGCCCGGGCCGGCAUUUGGCUCUCUAAGCCCACUUGUUUUAUUUCCCUGUUGCUUGAGGAACGGGAUGAUUAAAGGUUUGCUACUGCAGAAA
This is a messenger RNA of Phyllostomus discolor (pale spear-nosed bat), 1392 nucleotides long. RefSeq names its product cancer/testis antigen 1-like. NCBI's taxonomy places the organism in Eukaryota, Metazoa, Chordata, Mammalia, Chiroptera, Phyllostomidae. Gene Ontology annotation, cellular component: EKC/KEOPS complex. The coding region runs from base 309 to 1217 and encodes 302 amino acids. The record is from RefSeq and is a predicted model, not a curated record. The transcript has 3 exons.